AUGCAGGGAGAUGGGAACCUGGUGCAAUACCCGUCAUACAUUCCACGUAAGUCUCAGUAUGCCUACUGGUCUACAGGUACAUACACAGUUGGAGAUAAUGUGUCUCUAAAUCUUGAUCGUAAUGAUGAUUAUUGGUCAAUUGAGUGGUCACCUUCAAGCGAUAAUUGUGAUCCUACUGGUAUCUGCGGCAUAAAUGCUUAUUGUACUGUACCGGAACGGAAAGCCAUAUGUACAUGCCCUCUUGGUUUUGAUUUCUUAGACGGAGGACAACCUAAUUUGGGCUGCAAGAGAAAUUCCAGCACAGAUGGUUGCACGAGCAAGAAUGGAGAAACGGUUGAUAUUCUUCAGGAAUUGGAACGUGUUGAAUGGGAAGACAACCCCUAUUCUUUCUUGUCAUUGACCAGAACCGAGUGUAGGGAGAACUGCUUGAAAGACUGCGAAUGUGAAGCCGCACUAUUCAAAGAAAAGGAGUGCAGAAAACAGAAGUUUCCGCUAAGAUUCGAGAGAGAACAACAAGGUAAUUCUGGUACAACCAUAAUCAAGGUGAGAUUUGGGAGUUCUAACACAACACAGGUAAGCAAGGGAAGAAAGAAACAACAGGGAAUGGGCGUCUUAUUUGGCGGUUUUGCACUUUUAGUUUUCGCGUUAAUUGUGCUAGCUUUUUAUGCUUUUCUGAUCUUGAGAUACCGUCUAUGGUCAUACAAAAAGGUUCCUUACGAAGUUAAUGAAGGAUUGGUUGAGGAUGUCUCUCUACGAGUAUUUACUUACAGUCAACUCGAAGUUGCAACGAAUGGCUUUGUCGAAAUACUGGGUAGGGGCUCUUUUGGGACAGUUUUCAAGGGAGUCUUGUCAAAUGGGCAGAUGAAAAUUGCUGUCAAAAGACCCGAAAAAGUUGUGGGUGAAGGAGAUGUUGAAUUCAGGAACGAGAUGAGUUCCAUUGGAAGAACCCACCAUAGAAACCUAGUCCGACUACUAGGUUACUGCCAUGAUGAUUCAAAUAGGCUUUUGGUUUACGAGUAUAUGAGCAAUGGAACACUUUCUGACUACCUUUUCAAUUCCCAAAUAAAGCCAAACUGGGAAGAAAGAAUUAAAAUCUCUUUGAAUAUUGCAAGAGGGAUCCUCUACUUACACGAGGAAUGCGAAACUCACAUCAUCCACUGUGACCUCAAUCCCAACAACAUAUUAAUAGACGAGCAUGGGUGUGCAAAAAUUGCAGAUUUUGGAUUGGCAAAGCUAUUGAUGCCAGACCAUUCCAGGACUCUAACCGGGAUAAGAGGAACAAGAGGGUAUGUUGCCCCUAAGUGGCACAAGAACUUGCCCGUCACAGUAAAAGCAGAUGUGUAUAGUUUUGGAGUUGUGUUCUUGGUCAUUAUAUGUUGUCGCAAGAGCAUUGAUGUCAAUGCUCCCGAAGAAGAGGCUAUUCUUGUUAACUGGGUCUGCGACUGUUUCAAGGCUAAUGAAGUAAGCACGCUGGUACCUGAAGAAGUUGAUCAGCAAAGCUUGGAGAGGAUGAUUAGAAUUGGGUUGUGGUGCAUAGAAGAAGACCCAGCAGCUCGCCCUCCAAUUAAGAAGGUGGUUCAGAUGUUGAAAGGAACCGUAGAGAUACCCGAACCUCCAAGCGCACAAUCUUCGUUGGAGACAGAGUACCAUCAUGAUCAGCAAGCAUCGCUUCACCAGACAAAGAUCCUUCAGUCAUAUUCUGUUUAA
Messenger RNA from Juglans regia (Persian walnut), 1707 nucleotides. Its product is annotated as G-type lectin S-receptor-like serine/threonine-protein kinase LECRK3. The record is from RefSeq and is a predicted model, not a curated record. The coding region runs from base 1 to 1707 and encodes 568 amino acids. NCBI's taxonomy places the organism in Eukaryota, Viridiplantae, Streptophyta, Magnoliopsida, Fagales, Juglandaceae. The transcript has 2 exons. Gene Ontology annotation, molecular function: ATP binding; protein kinase activity. Gene Ontology annotation, biological process: recognition of pollen; protein phosphorylation.